AUCCAUAAGAAAAUAAAUAAAAGUAUGAUCAGACAUGUAUAAGUUAAUCAAAUUUAUUAACUUCGUAUAACAAAUACAAAUCGCAUGAUUCCCGCUUAUAAAUAAAGUGCUUAAGAUCGAAAUGGAAAAAAUUUUAAGCUAAUUUAAGAACGUUAAUGACAAAUCAUAUGAGUGUACAAAUUUUUCGAAGUUGAAUCAGCGGAGUUCCAUGAACGUCUCAGUCAAAAUACUCGGAGACACCACCCACAUGAAUACUCUAAAGGGGCCAUGUAAGCACGAUAUCACUGUCACGAGUAUCUAAUUUAAACGACGUCUCACAUUUUUCCCGGCGUGCGAAAAUAAAUGACGUACUGAUCGAUCCCAUAAGACACGCAAAAGGUUCAUAGUGUCGCGACGCAGACGCAUCAAUUGCCUGGGGUCGAAGAUGACACAUUUAACCACGUUAGCCACGUGGUUCUAUGUGGUAGCUCGUGACGGGCGUACUCGCGCGAUUUUCUUCGAUUUCCACGGAAUCCGGGGCCCGCUGGGAUCGUGGACGACGAAGACAUCGGCGUCGAGGCGUCAGCGCGCGGCCAAGCCGGCUCGCCGCCAAAAUCAGCUCGCCAGUCGCGCUUUCCGGUCGGUGUUUUAUAAAUACUGCAGACAGCCGAAGAGUGCAGCGAACACGGUAGUUGCUGUAAAAUCACGAAUCCCGACGGACAUAGUUGCGGCCCGUUGCACGAACGAAUUUAACUCGAAGCGACGAAAAAACGUUCCUUAAAGUUCCAUCGUACAUUUUUAAAUUCGACGAAGGUGUUCGACUGGUGGUGACAUUUUCAUGGAUUAAUUGUGUCUCGGAUUCGUGAGCGAAUUCUUGGAACCAAGUGCCAAAGUGUUGAGUGCCUGUGUGUGUGUGAGUGGGUGAACGAAAGUUGGGAAAGAGCUCUUGUGAAUAUUCCUCCAAGAAAAGUGAUAAGCGUUUCGGUGAAGUUUGAUAAGAAACGAUAGAGUGAUACUAUCGCUCGAAGCUUCAUUUAUCUCUUGACGCAAAAUUCUCGAUAAUAAGAUUGAAUGCUCGAAGCCCAAUGAACAUCGUUCAUGCAAUGACAAAAUGUGAGCAAUCGUGCGAACAACUCUAUGUUAACCACAACGGAUUGUUAAGCUCGUUUCCGACUUUUGCCUUCUGUUCGAGCCCGUGGUACACGACCGACGACCGUCCAUCAGAAUGAGCUUAAUGAAGAAGGCGAUCGGCGGUUCCAUUCACAGGAUACGCGAAUUCGAGCUCGAGAAGGUGAAUCUGAUCGACGAGUUCGAUAUCCUGCAAAUCGUUGGCGAGGGAUGGUUCGGCAAGAUCCUGCUUACGGAGCAUCGCAGCACCCAGACAGAGAUGGUGCUGAAAGCGCUGCCGAAGGCUUACACCGGCAUCUCGGACUUCUUUCGGGAAUUCCAUUAUGGGCUACACCUGGCUGCGCACAGGAACAUCAUCACCACCUACGAUGUGGCCUUCGAGACCGCUGGCUUCUACGUUUUCAGUCAGGAGUACGCUCCUCUCGGAGAUCUAACGUCGAACGUGACAGAGACCGGUUUAGGCGAGCUCCACGCGAAGAGGGUUGCCAGACAACUGGCUGCAGCGGUGCAUCACAUUCACAGCCGCGAAUUGGUGCAUCGUGACAUCAAACUUGACAACAUCCUCGUGUUCAAGAGUGACUUCUCGCGAAUCAAAUUGUGCGACUUCGGCGAGACCAGACGAGUCAACACUGUAGUCCGAAGGCACAACGAGUGGCUGCCAUACUCGCCGCCUGAGGUAUUGCAGAUCGACACUGACGAGACGUACAAAGCUCUCACAUCGCACGAUGUCUGGCAAUUCGGCAUUGUCCUAUUUGUCUGUCUGACCGGAUGCUUGCCGUGGCAGAAGGCGGCGUUGGACGACCCGCGUUACACCAGAUAUCAAAACUGGCACAACGCGACGCUGAACAUAGCCAAGAAACCGAAAUUAUUUCAGCUGAUCAGCUCACGGGCGCAGAGGUUGUUCAAGCGUCUGCUGGACCCGAAGGCCGAGAAGAGGCCUGUCAGCGUGCUGGAGGUAAACAAAUACCUGGAGGACAGGUGGCUGGCGAAACUGGGUGCGGAGAAGGCCAUGAACGGUGGCGCCGACGAGAGGGACGAGCUAUGUCCCUCGAUGUACAGCUUCCACAGUUCGUUGGAGGAGAAGAAUCAGCUCCUUCACACCCUGACCACGUACGGAAUCGAGACUACGGUUGACAGAGCGAAGAAGAAAGACCGUAUCAGAGAGUGGAUUCAAGCGAGCGCGAUAGUAGAAGAGUACGAAGAGGACGAGUCAGACCUGAACGAGGACAUCCGCUACUACGAGGACGAGGACGAAGAGCCGAGUUCGAUGAAGGGUAGACACUUCCCGGAGACCCGUCCAAUCGCCAAGAACGAGUCCAAACGACACAGACACAGAAGCAACACCUCUAACCCAAGAAAGCGACAAAUCAUCAAACCCACCGAGAGGAAGAUCCCGUUCGCUCCUCAAGUGGCCGAAGAGCGACAGACGAUCGCCCGAUUCGCCAGUUUCCCGAACGGCGACCCGAACCUGGCGGUGCUGAAGAAUGGAACCAACAGCGACCCGGUCCUCCCGUUGAUGAUCGAAUCCAACACGGAGGAGACGAGGUCCGUUAACAACGGCCAGGCCGACAGCGCCUCUCGAGAGGACUCGUUACCGACGAGUAGUUUCAAACCGAACUUGCCCAUCCAGGAGCCGGAGAACACGAACGCUCAAGAUCAGAACUCGCAAACGGAUCGCAGUUUGCCGAGAAGCCCGCAGAUCCCGACCAGGAAGCAUCGCUCGCAAACUGCCCCGUUUCCGGCGCCGACGUCGCCCGUGCUGAACGGAAACCGGGCCGAGUCCGCGAAGAGGAGUCAGUCGACCACCGUGCUGCCCACGGACAGAUCGAGCCAUCGAUCGAUGCCGAGCCAGUCGAAUGGCCAGCCCUCGGUGCCUCGGGGCGAAAGGUCGACCACGCAGCCGGAGAAUCGAUCCGCGGCGCAAUCAAUGUCUCGAGUAGAAAAUCAAUCCGCGGUAAUGCUGCCGGCGACGGCUCGAGUGGAGAAUCAAUCGAGUAACGCUGUGCAGCUGGCCAGGAACGAGAAGUCCGCGAGCGGGCUAGUUCCCCUCGCGGCCGCAAAUCCGCUGACGAUGUCGGUCGCCUCUCAUCUGGUGAUGCAGAGCUUCAACGCGUUGCAGGGGAUCAACGCGGACGCUAACCACGCCGCCAGCCCGAAAUCGCCCAGAAACAGUCCCAAUUCUAACCACAGCAAGAUGUCCACGCCGAAGAACAGCCCCACGACUACGCCCGCGAGAACCUCCACGCCACCGAAACACAAAAUGAAUCAGCGGACUGAAGAGACGGUCUUCUACGGAAAGGAUCCUUUCGAGCACUACGGUAUCGCUCAGGGGGCGAUCCUGAGGGGCGAUGCCCGACGAGGCUCGCUCGAGAGCGCCAGCAGAUCUGUCAGCAACUGAAUACUGGUCGA
Molecule: messenger RNA, 3516 nt
Organism: Megachile rotundata (alfalfa leafcutting bee)
Lineage: Eukaryota; Metazoa; Arthropoda; Insecta; Hymenoptera; Megachilidae
Biological process (GO): protein phosphorylation
Molecular function (GO): ATP binding; protein serine/threonine kinase activity
Source: RefSeq, a predicted model, not a curated record